AGCUACAUGGAAAUAUCUUACAAACCCCAAUGGCAUCCAUCUUCAACAAAUCCAAGCUACACGCCGGCGCUCCACUGCUCGGCCUGCGACGACCUCUCCGUAGCGCUGUCUGAACAUCUCCGAUUCUCUGACGGUCAACCUAAAAGCUGUCUUUGCUCUCCAACAGCCCACCGAGGCUCUUUCCGUUGCAGCCUCCACAAGCCCUUUUCCUCCUUGUUGAUAAACCCACGCAAAUUGGCCAUUCAGAAGUCCGUUGAGCGGAAUGUUUCCGCUAACUGCGGGUGGGUAAAUCGCAUUAUGAAGACGCAGGUCUGGCCGUCGUCAAUUCAGAAACGGCGACGGAAGGAGUUCCAGCGGCGGCCCAGCCGGCUUUCCGCUAUGUCCAAAUAAGCUAGAUAAAUUUUCCCUUAAGCUAAAAAUCAGUUUUGCUUUUUUUCGUUUAGUAAAUU
Molecule: messenger RNA, 449 nt
Organism: Phalaenopsis equestris
Lineage: Eukaryota; Viridiplantae; Streptophyta; Magnoliopsida; Asparagales; Orchidaceae
Exons: 1
Coding region: 7-390 (127 amino acids)
Source: RefSeq, a predicted model, not a curated record